UUCGGCGCUGAGGGGAGACACACAUUCUCGUGCACGUCUCCCGAGUUCUUUCAUUCAUCGCGUGAUAAUAUUUUUAAUUCGCGUGUUUUUUGUGUUGUUUUUAAAUCUGAGAGAUUUUAGAGUGGUCUCUGAGAGAGUAGAUAUGCAGAAGGGAGUGAAGAUGAAGAUGACAAGUGAUCAGACCACAGACAAUUUUACUCCAGGGGACAUAGUGUUUGCUAAAAUGAAGGGUUAUCCUUUCUGGCCUGCCAGGAUUGGCGAAGGAAAAGCCCCCAAAAAUAAGAUCCCCAUCUUCUUUUAUGGAACACACUCAACAACGUGCCUCUUGCCCAAAGACAUCGUCCCCUACUGGCCAAACAAAGAGAAGUUCGGCCGGCCAAUCAAACGCGGCGGUUUCGAGGAGGGCAUGUGGGAGAUCGAGAACGACCCGGGUGUGGGCCUCAGAGGUCACAAGAAAGCAGCGCUGCUGAAACGACUGUCUGAGAGUCGACUGAAACUGAAAGACAGGACGAAGAAGAAAGCAGAAAAUAAGAGCGAAGCCAAGAACCAGACCGCGUCCCGUAAGGAGUCAGCGCCGAAGAGCGACUCGAACACAGCGACGCCUCGCAAGAAAGAAACUCCUGUGAAAACCAGCAGAACAAAGUCUGAGUCCGCCGCGGCAGACGAUAAAACCACCGAAACCAGAUCAACACGCUCCAGAGAUUCAGUGACAAACACCGUCACACCAGACGAGAGACGCACGGAUCGAGUCUCGCCUGCGAAGAGAGUCACGACAGAGAAGAGAGUCAGAGAUUCAGUGACAAACACCGUCACAGCAGACGAGAGACGGACAGAGAGAGUCUCACCUGCGAAGAGAGUCAGAGAUUCAGUUACAAACACCAUCACACCAGACGAGAGACUGACAGAGAGAGUCACGCCUGCGAAGAGAGUCUCGCCUGCGAAGAGAGUCACGACAGAGAAGAGAGUCAGAGACUCAGUGACAAACACCGUCACAGCAGACGAGAGAUGCACGGAUAGAGCCACGUCUGUGAAGAGAGUCACGACAGAGAAGAGAGUCACGACAGAGAAGAGAGUCAGAGAUUCAGAGGCAAACACCAUCACAGCAGGCGAGAGAAAAACGGAUAGAGUCACGUCUGCUAAGAGAGUCACGACAGUGAAGACGGUCGGUGAACGGAGGAUUUUACCGUCCAGAAAGGUCAUUUUAUCACGAGGAGCAUCAGCAGCAAAGAAGCUCGCCGCUCGCAGGAAACACAUACUGAACAGAAAGAUAAAGAAACGGAGAGAGGCUCAUAAUCUCAAGCAGCCCUUGAGGAUCACACGCUCCACUGCAGAUCUGACCCAGACCUCGGACCGAAUCACUGCCACGCCGGCGAAGACACCCGCUCUGAAGCGGACACGCUCACAAACUGAAUCUGAUGUGAAGGAAGACGCUCCUGUUCCACUUCCUGUGACGAGUUGCUCCGCCCCCUCCCGCCCAGCAGAUUCAAAGAGGAAGCGUGUCACAGAGGAGCAGACGCCUGCAGCAGAAGAACUGGAGAAGAGCGAGGUCAAGAAGAUCGACACACAAGACACGCCUGAACAGACCGAGACGCUGAAUAAACCCCAGCAGACCAAGAGCCACGUUCUGAUCGUCUCUGAAAAGCAGGACGAGGCUAAAGAGGAGAAGAAAGCGAUCGAUGAAGAGGAGAGCGCUUCAGAGAUACGGAGGAGCAGCAGCGGUCUCUGUGUGUCUCAGAGGAGUCAGAUCCCGGCCGAGAAGAGACAGAGCGUGCUGAAGUCACUGCAGGGACUGGUGACGUCUACCAGAGGAAAGACACACACCUGCGAGGAGACACCCAUCAAACCCACCGCCGACGAGAAGGAGGAGAACACAGAGCCUGACAGCAGCAACACCGAAGUGUGUUUCUACAGACAGCAGAACGACAGCAGCAGCAGAGAGGAAGAGUGCAAAGAUCCCUCUCUGUCCGUCACAGACUCGUUGCUCUACCGGCUGCAUGGUGACAUCAGAAUCUCAAUGAUGCUGGAGAAUCCCGAUGUCAGUAAGUGUUUGUUGGCUCUGGAUGAGUUGAGCAAUGUCCCGGUCUCGUCUCGAAACAUUCAGAACCACAGCGAGCUCAUCGACACGCUCAGAAAGAUGCGCUGGUUUCGUGGCAGCGAGGCGAUCAUGUUUAAAGCAUCCAUGCUGUAUCAUCGCUUUAAAAACAUCUACCUCAUCGGAGACGCCGACGAGACUCUGAGUCAGGAGUACAUCGACUCACUGCAGGAGGAGAGAGAGACGGACGCCAGAGCAGCUGUCGGUCUGAAGAGCGUCUGCGAAGAGACCCGAGAUACCAAACCAGCGCCUCAAACCACUGGACAUGUGCCUCACAGGGCGGACAGGAGCUGACGUGAGGAGACCACUGCCAUUUUUAUCCUUCUGUUGUUGUUCUGAAAUCAGGCUUUUUAUCCGCUGUUGGAGAGUUUUAUCCCGUCGCCGUUGCAGUUAUUUAUUCACUGAGCGUUUUUACCGUCCAGUGCGAUUCCUCAUCAAAGUCACAGGUUCUCUACACGAGGUUUUCCUGUCUCAGAUGAAUCCCAGUGCCAUGAUGUCAGUGUUUCUGUUCUUCAAUACUUCAGACGAGAGAAAGACACUAAUAAAGGUCAGAAGCGGCGAUGUUUCUGCUGUCACUCGUCCGGUUCUCUCGUGAACUCUGGUUUAUACCUUUCCUUUCAUCACCGAGCAUUAGAUCACAUCAGCAGUGAACAUGCAGACUUCAGCUCAGAUUUAUCUCAACGUUUUCAGACCGAUGUUUGUUCUCUGUUCUGUUUGUUAGAUGUGACACGAUCAAAAGCAUUAAACCUGAGCAUUAAAAUGUUAACUGGUGUGUGUUUAUACACAGGGCAGCUACAUUAUACUCAUACAGUUACACUCUUCCUCACACACACUAUUAUCUGAUCUGAAUCCGGUGCUAAUACAACAGAUACUGUCUUUAAUGAAUGCAUUUAGCCGUAACGUGUUCUAGCUCAGACGCCCCUAGAUUUGUAUUAUUGAGCACUUGCAUGUGCUUCCUGUGUGAUAUUACAGUGAAUCUGCAUUAAACUGAUCUUUAGUACUCUCUG
Messenger RNA from Carassius auratus (goldfish), 3099 nucleotides. RefSeq names its product PC4 and SFRS1-interacting protein-like. Bases 143 to 2386 code for a protein of 747 amino acids. NCBI's taxonomy places the organism in Eukaryota, Metazoa, Chordata, Actinopteri, Cypriniformes, Cyprinidae. The transcript is spliced from 13 exons. The record is from RefSeq and is a predicted model, not a curated record.